AAUUAACUUCAACAAGAAAAGUCAUGGACAACGUUGCCAUCAUCAACGCGGAAGAUUUCUCAACGUCAACACAACAGAAGAGUAAAAAUACCAGGGGUAUCCGUGAUCCCAUUUAUGUCAACGGUGAUCACCACAGCGACCAUGAAGAUAAUCAUGAACAUCACCAUCAUCAUGAUGAAGACGACGAAUAUAUCUACACAUUCUCGCUCAAGCAGAUGUAUAUUGAUGCAUUAAACCUUGACUGGUCGAAGGUCCUCUGGGACAUGGUGGUGGCUAUUGUUGUCCUUCAUUCUGGUGCUGUGUAUGGACUUUUUCUAACUAUCACGGGACAAAUUAAAGUGUUUAGUAUGAUUUUCACUGUAUUAAUGGCCAUAAUAUCUGGACUGGGAGUGACGAUGGGAGUUCACCGACUCUGGUCCCAUCGCUCCUACAAAGCCUCGUUGCCGGUGAGGCUUGCGCUCAUGGGCUUGAAUUGCGUCGCCUUCCAGCAAUCUAUUCUUAUUUGGUCUCAGGACCACAGGGUGCAUCACAAGUGGUCCGACACCGACAGGGACUUGACCAACUCCAGAAGAGGAUUUUUCUUUGCCCACAUGGGCUGGAAGAUGUAUAAGACUCACCCCGAAGUUAUAAAAGGCAGGAAGAUGGUCAAUAUUGAUGACCUUCUAAGUGAUCCGGUGGUCCUCUUCCAGCACAAAUACUUUCCGUGGAUUUCCGUACCACUAGCGUUCAUUUUACCAACAAUAAUUCCUUAUUAUUGCUGGAAUGAAGAUUUAUUGUUCUCGUUCGUAACGUGCGGGUUGCUGCGUCUAACGAUAACUCAUCACGUGACGAAUUGUAUCAAUUCCGUAGCCCACCUCUACGGAUACAAGCCCUACGAUAAGACGCUGCACGCUCACGACCACAACGUCUUGGGACCGUUGGCUCUUGGGGAAGGAUGGCACAAUUACCACCACGCGUUCCCAAGGGACUACCGCGCCAGUGAGAUGGACGGAUGGUGUUUCAACUUAACAACCAAGAUCAUCGAAACUUUGGCCAAGUUCGGCUUAACGUAUGACCUGGUAACGGUCUCGGACGACAUCAUCAACAAACGAGCAGCCCGCACCGGCAACCCCGACGAACGCAGACACCCGCGGCGGGAGGUAGCGGGGAGUGCGCAGCCGUCGCCCCAGUAGCAGCAGCUGAAGACUUUCCAAUCCCAGGAA
Hyalella azteca is the source of this 1202-nucleotide messenger RNA. Its product is annotated as delta(9)-fatty-acid desaturase fat-7-like. Gene Ontology annotation, biological process: unsaturated fatty acid biosynthetic process. NCBI's taxonomy places the organism in Eukaryota, Metazoa, Arthropoda, Malacostraca, Amphipoda, Hyalellidae. The record is from RefSeq and is a predicted model, not a curated record. Gene Ontology annotation, cellular component: membrane. Gene Ontology annotation, molecular function: stearoyl-CoA 9-desaturase activity. The transcript has a single exon. The coding region runs from base 24 to 1172 and encodes 382 amino acids.